This is a messenger RNA of Gastrolobium bilobum, 1068 nucleotides long. RefSeq names its product transcription factor MYB82-like. The coding region runs from base 147 to 923 and encodes 258 amino acids. The transcript has 3 exons. Gene Ontology annotation, cellular component: nucleus. NCBI's taxonomy places the organism in Eukaryota, Viridiplantae, Streptophyta, Magnoliopsida, Fabales, Fabaceae. Gene Ontology annotation, biological process: regulation of DNA-templated transcription. Gene Ontology annotation, molecular function: DNA-binding transcription factor activity; sequence-specific DNA binding. The record is from RefSeq and is a predicted model, not a curated record.
CAAGAACAAAUUGAGAUAAAGUUGGGGGCAUAGCUGCAGGUAUAAAUAUGCAGCAAACACUGAACACAAAUCAGUACCAUAGAAUUUGGAAAACAAAUUUUACCUAAGAGCAAAAUUAGAAGCCUUUGUGUGUGUAUUGCGGAGUUAUGGCGGCAAACAUGGGAUGGGGUGUGAGUGUGAUAGAAUAUGAUGGAUGGAGGAAGGGACCUUGGACUGCUGAGGAAGACAGAUUGCUCAUUGAGUAUGUCAAGUUGCAUGGUGAAGGUAGAUGGAACUCCGUUGCUAGGCUUGCAGGACUGAAAAGAAAUGGGAAGAGCUGUAGAUUGAGAUGGGUGAAUUACCUGAGACCAGAUCUCAAGAAGGGUCAGAUAACACCACAGGAAGAAAGCAUAAUUCUAGAGCUGCAUGCUAUGUGGGGAAACAGGUGGUCAACAAUAGCAAGAAGCUUGCCAGGAAGAACUGACAAUGAGAUAAAGAAUUAUUGGAGAACCCAUUUCAAGAAAAAGACAAAAGGUCCAUCUGUUGCUGCUGAAAAGGCUAAAAAUCAUCCCUUGAGGAGACAGCAAUUUCAACUUCAACAACAGCAGUUGAGGCAGCAGCAUAAUGUUCAGCAGCAACAACAACAACAACUACAAUUCAACUUGGAAAUGAAAGGGGUCAUAAACUUGCUUGAGGAAAAUAACCAUAGUGAGCCUUCUAUAUCUCUAGAGACCCAAGAAAUGGUCAGCAUGUAUCCAAACACAACAGAACAGCAGGGUUACUUCUACUCUAUGCUCAAUGGCAAUGUCUCUGUCCCAGAAUCCUCAAACGAAGAUUUUAUGUGGGAUGGGCUGUGGAACUUGGAUGAUAUUCUUUGCAAUUUCAGUGCAGCUACUGCUACAAGCAAAGCCACUCUUCACAAUUUAGUUGCUCCCUUUUGUUAAAGCUUUUUUUCUUUAGCCUUGAAUUCUGUUAUAAGAAGAAUAGUACUACAAAUUUGAGUCACGGCUUGAUAAAAGGGUGGACUCAUGGUAGUAAGUGAUAUUCUGAAGGUGAGUUGUUGUGUUACCUGUCGAUAAAGUGUCUCAA